Messenger RNA from Neoarthrinium moseri, 1794 nucleotides. RefSeq lists its product as uncharacterized. The record is from RefSeq and is a predicted model, not a curated record. NCBI's taxonomy places the organism in Eukaryota, Fungi, Ascomycota, Sordariomycetes, Amphisphaeriales, Apiosporaceae. The coding region runs from base 1 to 1794 and encodes 597 amino acids. The transcript has 6 exons.
AUGCAGAGUCGCGAUGUCCGAGCCUGGCUACCCAGUGAAGCACCCAUCGCGGAUAUCGCUGGGAUAGGAGUGUUUGUCGGGUUCGUUAGCACGAGCUGCCUUGCGCUGUCGUCGUUUCUCUUGUGCUACAUACUCUUCCACAAACCGGAGCAGGAUCCGUUCGGCGAUACGUGGCCUGCAAGCUACGCGCCGAACGAGAUCGAUGCACUGGUCCUUGGAAAUGUGCGAGGCUUCUUCAAGAGAUUCGGCGUCGAACUCCACUGGCUGGAGCAGAAAAGGAGAUCUACGAGAUUCGAGGUGCUUCUGCAGCGGGUCAUAUUAGCGACCCACGACGCGCAGGUUGCUUCUAGCAUUGCACUCUUGAUCUACAGCUAUAUAGUCGCAGAAUAUAUGGUCGCGUACCAGUGGCUAUUUGUCACCUAUGUGGGAGUGCUCGCGUUCACUACAAGUCUGCUCUCGCUCUCCGCUCUCCGCAGGAAUUUCAUCGAGCGUCCUUACAAGUCAGCCUGGAGAGUCUUCUUAAUGAUGUGCCACUUCGUGGUCCUAGCAGCAGCCAUGGUACCAGCGGCCAAAAUAAGGGGCAGUAUAGCCUACGGCGUGGACAGGCGGGCGGUGCUCGCAAGACCCGCGAGCGACUACUUCUUGCACGGCAGGGCGUACUUUGACAUGAGCCAUGGCGCGCACUCCUCCGCCCUCCUUGACGCCAUCUUGAUUUCGUGUUUCCUGUUCGCGGCUCUCUUGUACAGAGUUAUUCGGCUACUAGCCAAGCCGGCUCAGUUGGCGAUGCGGCUUCGCCGCACCCUGAGGACCGACAUGGAGGACUCCCUGGUAAGUGACCGCGUUAUUGGUGGCUGGGCUGGUGAGAUAUAUACCUUCUUUGUUGUACGCCCUUUCCUGUCGAUAUAUCUUGUCAGUCGCAUCUACGUGGAGACUGCGAAUUCGGUGCUUGCCGAGAUUUUCUGGCCCACGGCCAUGGGGAUAUGGGCUCUAUGUCACUUGAUCGAGGUUCGACGCUGGGGUUUCGAGUCCGAACUUGACCAAAAUCUUGGGUGGACCUUCGCUCAAGUCACUGUCAUUGUCUUGUUUCUAGCCCCUUUGAGGUUGCUCGUGGAAUUCAUUUGCAGACUUUUCUAUAACGACCGCAAAUUAUCGUUCGCUGACGAAGAGUUUGAGCCAGCCUCACAACCCGGGCCAGAGAACCCAAGAAUCGAUACUAACGAUGAUCAACCAACCGCAUCAGACAUUGAGCGAAUAGACCACCAGGGAGAUAUCGUCGAUGAGGACGUGCAUCAACUGCUCAGCCGGAAUGUCUACCGCACCUCUUCCUGGUUCAGUUUGGCGCUGCCAACGGUCGCAGCAACCAACGUGCUGUUCAUUAUCCUCCUGCUGGUCGGCCCCACUGACGGCAACGGCUCUCGCUUCCUCGUCGAGACGCUGGCCCUGACGUCCUUCUGGUACUUUGUAUACCAGUCACUGCUGCUCUGCGCCUUUUUCCUGACCAGCAUGGCUGUCCAAGACAGGGUUCGGCACCAACGGACGGCGCUUCAAGUGUACCGGUCCAGCGCUGCCCUUGCCGUGGGCCUGUCCCUGGCCUCGGUUCUCGACACCUUCUACGGCCCCAUAGGGGGCGCGCCCAUGUCCUACGUCGGACUGGGCAUAGGCGGACUCUUGGUGGUCCUAUAUAUCGGCUACGGCUGCGCGAGCACGGCCGCCGGCCCUCGGCAGCGGCGAGGCGGGGACUUGGCGGACGUGGAAGAGCAGCAGGGGCUACUAGGUAGCCGAGAAACGGACUGA